AUCAAAACCAACAUUAUGAUCUUUCGAACAAACUACAUUGUUAUCUUCAUUGUUUCUAUCUUCAUCAGCAUGCUCUGGCAACCCGUCCACCUUUCUGUCUUCUUUAUCUUGAUAGUCGCAUGGAUAUAUGUCUACUCCCGGGAUAAUGAACCAUGGGUGAUAUUUGGCAAUGUGAUCGAUGAUUCUAAUUUGGUGCUGGUUUUGUUGGUCCUCACGAUCGGUAUAUUUCUAUUAACAGAUGUAUCUCGUGGUAUUAUGAUCGGGGUUUUGGCUGGUUUGCCCGUUGUUCUGGUUCAUGGCAUGUGUAGGAAUACAGAGAUGUUGUUCGUCUUGGAAGAUGAUGAAGAGAAGCUAACGAUGAACACAGCAUCUUCGUCGCUUUCUUCUUCCUCUUAA
Messenger RNA from Camelina sativa (false flax), 396 nucleotides. RefSeq names its product PRA1 family protein C. Gene Ontology annotation, cellular component: Golgi apparatus; endoplasmic reticulum. NCBI's taxonomy places the organism in Eukaryota, Viridiplantae, Streptophyta, Magnoliopsida, Brassicales, Brassicaceae. Gene Ontology annotation, biological process: vesicle-mediated transport. The record is from RefSeq and is a predicted model, not a curated record.